UCUAUAGGUAAACACACGCGAUAAUGACAUUGAAAUAUAUCAUUACAAUUUCAGCUGGUUCACAUCCCUUUCUGUACAGCACAUGUUAGUGUUCAGCCCGUGAAACACAUUAUAAAACACGGGAACAGGAAGCCAAGGAUGGCUUUUCCAUGUGUGCGACUGUGCACUUGGCACAUGAGCAAAGGUCUUCAGGUCUGUGGUUAUGCGACACUCAGUAGAUCAUCCAGACCUCAGGAUAAAAGCAGCAGUGGUCCAGUGUUUCAGUAUGUGGGCCAGCACAGAAAGCCCAGCCACAAAGUGUUUGUAUGGGGCUUCAGCUUCACCGGGGCUCUGGGUAUCCCCAGCUUUGUGGUGCCGGACAGCGGCAGGAAGACGCCUCGCAAAUACCAGCUGACACCUUACCGACUGGACACCGCAGAGCAGAUCUCAUCUGCGGCUUGUGGUUACGGCUUCACUCUCAUCGCCUCACGGACCAAAGAUGUGAUCAAGCUGUGGGGCAUGGGCCUGAACAAGGACUCACAGCUGGGCUUCCAACGCACGCAAGAAAGCCGACAUAAGAGCUAUGACUACGUGUUGGAGCCGUCCCCGGUGGCUCUGCCUCUUGCCGAGCCUCUGAAGACCAGAGUGGUCCAGGUUGCGUGCGGCCGCGCUCACUCUCUGAUCCUCACCGACCAGGAAGGAGUUUUCAGUUUGGGCAACAACGCGUACGGUCAGUGUGGGAGACGGAUAGUUGAAGAUGAAGUUUACAGCGGCAGUCACACCAUUCACAAGAUGAGAGGCUUCAGCAGCAGCGUCGCUCAGGUGGCGUGUGGACAGGAUCACAGCCUCUUCCUCACCGACACGGGGAAAGUGUUUGCAUGUGGAUGGGGUGCAGAUGGACAGACGGGUCUGGGUCACCACAACGUCAGCUCCAGUCCGGUGGAGUUGGGGGGGGAUCUGGCCGGGGUGGAGGUGCAGCAGAUCGGCACGUAUGGAGACUGCAGCCUGGCCGUGUCCACAGACGGCCGGCUGUACGGGUGGGGAAACUCCGAGUACCAGCAGCUGGCCUCGGUAACUGAGGCCACGCAGCUCAACUCUCCUCGUCUUCUUCCUCUGAAAGGCUGCGGGAAGGUGGUUCAGGCAGCAUGUGGAGGCACGCAGGUCGCCAUCCUCAACGAAGAGGGAGAGGUGUUUGUGUGGGGCUAUGGUAUUCUUGGGAAAGGUCCAAACCUCUCGGAGUCCUCGACCCCGGAGAUGAUUCCCUCCACGCUGUUUGGACGCACAGAGUUUAACCCCUCAGUCGUCGUCACCAGGAUCAGAUGUGGCCUCAACCACUUUGCUGCAGUGACGGAUCGAGGCGAGCUCUUCGUCUGGGGGAAGAAUGUGAGAGGUUGUUUGGGCAUCGGGAAGAGAGACGACCAGUUCUUCCCGUGGAGAGUAAGACGACACAGAUUCAAUAUUAGUCGUGCAAACAAGUCAAACCUGCAGCUGAAGCCAAUCUGUGAACUUUGACUUCUUUCUUUAAAGCAGACGUACAACACUUUAUCAUCCCCCCCCAUCCCAACAAGAGAACUUACACAAAAUAUAAUCUGAAUACUUUGGAUAACUUUAAGAUCAAAAAU
This is a messenger RNA of Cottoperca gobio, 1601 nucleotides long. RefSeq names its product RCC1 like (gene rcc1l). The record is from RefSeq and is a predicted model, not a curated record. Gene Ontology annotation, cellular component: mitochondrial inner membrane. Gene Ontology annotation, biological process: positive regulation of mitochondrial translation. Gene Ontology annotation, molecular function: guanyl-nucleotide exchange factor activity; rRNA binding. Lineage: Eukaryota; Metazoa; Chordata; Actinopteri; Perciformes; Bovichtidae. Bases 139 to 1491 code for a protein of 450 amino acids. The transcript is spliced from 11 exons.